This is a messenger RNA of Neoarius graeffei (lesser salmon catfish), 1492 nucleotides long. RefSeq names its product transducer of ERBB2, 1a (gene tob1a). The record is from RefSeq and is a predicted model, not a curated record. Lineage: Eukaryota; Metazoa; Chordata; Actinopteri; Siluriformes; Ariidae. Gene Ontology annotation, biological process: regulation of gene expression. Bases 398 to 1381 code for a protein of 327 amino acids. The transcript has 2 exons. Gene Ontology annotation, cellular component: cytoplasm; nucleus. Gene Ontology annotation, molecular function: transcription corepressor activity.
CAAGCGGAUGACAAGCGCUCGGAGACGAAGUUGUACAAACACCCAGGUAUUGGGGUGGAAAGGCGCUUUUUAAGAAGGUUAAACGGAAGUAAACUUUACGUCUACAAACUGGAAUACGGUUUUUUUUAAAUGUUAACUUGCUUAAUGUGAAAGUAUUUAUAUCCUCAGUUUUCUAUUUGCACUAGUUAACGGUACUUCAACUACUGCGAACCUUUUAUUUUUUUACGAAAGAACUGGAUCACUCGUCUGUGGAAGGAGACGUUUCCUCUGCAACCAGCACUUUGUUCAUUUGCCUGGCUCCAGCUGAACGUUGUAUUGUGCAAGUCUUGAUCCCACGUGAGACUUCGAGCAGCUUCUGGAAAUACUGAUUAUUUUGCACCUGGCCAGUUUAGCAGCUAUGCAGCUGGAAAUCCAAGUAGCACUCAACUUUAUCAUUUCUUACCUGUACAAUAAGCUGCCACGGCGUCGCGUCAACAUUUUUGGUGAGGAGCUGGAGCGGCAGCUUAAACAGAAGUACGAGGGACACUGGUACCCGGACAAGCCAUACAAAGGGUCUGGGUUCCGCUGUAUUCACGUUGGGGAGAAAGUGGACCUGGUCGUUGAGCAAGCAGCCAAAGAGAGUGGGCUGGACAUUGAAGAUGUGCGCAACAACCUGCCUCAGGAUCUCAGUGUUUGGAUCGAUCCUUUUGAGGUGUCUUAUCAGAUUGGGGAAAAGGGACCCGUCAAGGUGCUCUAUGUGGAUGAUAGCAAUGAGAACGGGCUGGAGUUGGACAAGGAGAUCAAGAACAGCUUUAACCCUGAGGCCCAGGUUUUCAUGCCAAUCACCGAGCCUGUGGGACCCUCACCCACAUCCAGUUCACCGUCCCCUCCUUUUGGUCAGUCGGCUGCUGUCAGUCCCACCUUCAUGCCCCGCUCCACCCAGCCUUUAACCUUUACUACUGCCACAUUUGCUGCCACCAAAUUUGGCUCCACCAAGAUGAAGAGUAGUGGUCGCAAUGGCAGCAAAGUGGCACGGAGCUCCCCCACUAACCUGGGCUUGAAUGUGAACAACCUCCUGAAACAGAAAGCCAUCUCCACUUCGAUGCACUCACUCUAUGGCCUAGGCUUGAGUGGACAGCAGCAGCAGAAGACCUCGGCCCUGUCCCCAAAUGCCAAGGAGUUUGUGUUCCCCAGCCUCCAGGGCCAGGGCAGUCCAAGUGCAAUGUUCCCAGGAGAGAACUCACUCGGCCUGAGUCUCAGUCCUCUCCAAUACAGUAAUGCCUUUGACGUGUUCGCCACCUAUGGGGGCCUGAAUGAGAAAUCCCUGAUGGAUGGCCUAAACUUCAGCUUGAGCAACAUGCAGUAUUCUAACCAGCAAUUCCAGCCAGUAAUGGCCAACUAGGAAACAGAUGCUACUACAAUGACCAGAGAUAUGUGACUGGGGAUUGGAUGGGGGUGCUUAUUUUCUAAAAUUCUGAAAAACAGGAAAAAAAAGAGAGAAAAAAGGAAAAAC